UAACAUUUACAAGUGAAAUUUGGCCUAAUAUUUAUAUGCGAACUUUGUAAUACGAAAACAGUUCAGACAAAAAUUGUGAAGCUAAUUGUUGCAAAUGUGUAGUAAAUAUUAUAGAGUGAAUAUUUAGAGCACGACUAGGGGCUGAAGACACAAGAGUGACACCGUGUGAGAAACUUUCUAUCGAUUGUAGUUUAGGGAUUCUUGUCGAGACUUAUGUGUAGAAGGAUUAUUCUUUUUAAAGAAUAGAUGAAGCAAACCUUCUUUUGUAUAUAUUGAAAACUGUUCGGCAAGACGUUGGUAAAGUGCUCGAAAAUAACAGAUUCGACAUUAGAUAACCAUGCUUACCCUAGAAUUAUUAUUAACCGUCAUAUCGGCAAUGUUGUGUUUAAUAGACAGUUACCCAUCAGGGGCCCCGUCCAGUUCCUGUAUCAAUCUGCUACCGAACCAUCAUGGUACAGCAUCUCAGCCACUACCAGCACCCUAUACCAUCAGUAUUAAUAGAGAUACCUAUUCUCCACGAACUCCUUUAAUAGUUUUUGGAAAACCAGCGUUUAUGGCAUUCCUGAUUCAGGGUCAGAGAAAAGACACAGGUGAUCCUGCAGGCGAGUUUGUCCGACUUCCAGCUAACACUAAAUACCUCCGAUGUUCCAACGAGCAGGACUCGGUAACUCAUUCCAAUCCAACUCCCAGAAAUAUUUCCCAAUUUGUGUGGAAUCCACCAUUAGAUGAUGUAGGUGAAAUUGUAUUUAAGGGAACUGUCGCUCGGACCAAAUCCUUUUAUUAUGGUGGCUUGGAGUCGAAAUCUAUCAAAUAUGUUCCCGGUUCUUCAGAAUUAUUUAAUUUAUAA
Lottia gigantea (owl limpet) is the source of this 847-nucleotide messenger RNA. RefSeq lists its product as hypothetical. The coding region runs from base 338 to 847 and encodes 169 amino acids. Gene Ontology annotation, molecular function: oxidoreductase activity, acting on metal ions. The transcript is spliced from 4 exons. NCBI's taxonomy places the organism in Eukaryota, Metazoa, Mollusca, Gastropoda, Lottiidae. The record is from RefSeq and is a predicted model, not a curated record.